CCUAGUAGUGUUGCCUUCCACGUCAGGAGGAAUCGUUCCGUGCCCGGUCUGGCGGCUCUCGUUCCUGACCUCCGAGGAUGGCGGAGCCUCUCGUCACAUUUUGGGGAAUGACGCGGGCAACGUGUACUCCAAUACAGUUUACAGCCUUGAAUUGGCAAAGAGAGAUUCUGGUGCACCGGACAAGGCCAACAGCAACCAGUACGUCAUCAAUUUCUCCACGGCGGCAACGAAGAGCAACACAGCAUGCCGCGGCUCACCCAAAGCCAACAAAGCUAGCAUGUACCAGCGUGUGCUCGGGUUAGCCUUAAAGAAAAGCGCUCGUUCUGACCACACGAGUGCUAGUACUAGUGAAAGUCUAUCAGCCGAGGCGAUACAUGAUGAUUCCCAUGACAAUCGUUCCCCGGCCAGUGUAGCGACUUUCACUAGCUGCAAUUAUAGCGAACAAACCACUGGCCGACCCAAACUUGUAACUGGAGACACUGAGGAGACUCCAUGCAGCCUCAGCGGUGACAGUAAGCACGACGCUGACAUCUACGGCAAUGAGAGUGGUGAUGACAGUGAUGUGGAUGGCAAUGUCAUCGACGCUGACAUCUACGGCAAUGAGAGUGGUGAUGGCAGUGAUGUGGAUGGCAAUGUCAUCGACGCUGACAUCUACGGCAAUGAGAGUGGUGAUGACCGUGAUGUGGAUGGCAAUGUCAUCGACGCUGACAUCUACGGCAAUGAGAGUGGUGAUGACCGUGAUGUGGAUGGCAAUGUCAUCGACGCUGACAUCUACGGCAAUGAGAGUGGUGAUGACCGUGAUGUGUAUAACACGUGCGUCAACGACAGCAGCGGUGCAGGUGCGAGUAAUACCAUUGGUGGAAACGGGAUUACAGAGAAUAUAUAUCAAUGUGGUGAAGUUGCAAGUUACAGCGACAACGUUGCAGAGAAUGUAUAUCAAUGUGGUGAAGUUGCAAGUUACAGCAACAACGUUGCAGAGAAUGUAUAUCAAUGUGGUGAAGUUGCAAGAGACAGCAACACCAUUACAGAGAAUGAAUAUAAGUGUUAUGAAGGUGCAAGUGAUCCCAUUGCUAGAAAUGCGAUUGCAGAGAAUGAAUAUCAAUAUUAUGGUGAAAUUACAAGUGGCAGCAAAGCAAUUGCAGAGAAUGAAUAUAAGUGUGAUGAAGGUGCAAGUGCUACCAUUGCUAGAAAUGUGACCACAGAGAAUGUAUAUUAUCAAUAUGGUGAAGUUGCAAGUGGCAGCAAUGCGGUUGCAGAGAAUGUAUAUCAGUGUGAUGAAGGUGCACGUGAUACCAUUGCUAGAAAUGUGACCACAGAGAAUGUAUAUCAAUAUGGUGAAGUUGCAAGUGGCGGCAAUGCGGUUGCAGAGAAUGUAUAUCAGUGUGAUGAAGGUGCACGUGAUACCAUUGCUAGAAAUGUGACCACAGAGAAUGUAUAUCAAUAUGGUGAAGUUGCAAGUGGCGGCAAUGCGGUUGCAGAGAAUGUAUAUCAGUGCAGUGGAGAUUCAAGUGACGCUGGUGUUAGAAAUACGUAUCGUAACUUCCCUAAAAGCAGCCCAAAUCGCAGUGGCGCUGUGCAGACUUCUCCUCCCGCUCGGCAGCAGGUCGAUAACAGCACUCGACAGCAUCAGACCGUGUCUAAACCUCAGUUACCUUCAAGUGCGCGGCCCUGUCUAGCAUUUCCGCCAGUGCAGCCCAAAUCUCCACAACCGGGUGUUUAA
Messenger RNA from Sycon ciliatum, 1720 nucleotides. RefSeq lists its product as uncharacterized. Bases 278 to 1720 code for a protein of 480 amino acids. Lineage: Eukaryota; Metazoa; Porifera; Calcarea; Leucosolenida; Sycettidae. The transcript has 2 exons. The record is from RefSeq and is a predicted model, not a curated record.